CUGUUAAUAAUUCCUUAUUUUGAAAGGUUCUCAUGUCCUGUUCCAGUGCUGUUAGCCAGCUGUAGCCCUGUAGCCAUAGCCAGGUGUCAGGAGCUACACUAAUUCCUGAAAGCCACUUAGACCAACAAAUUGAAAAGGUAGCAUACAGAUCACACUAGGCUGUACCUAGAUUGACUAGAAUUACAAAUACAACAGCAUGGAUCACACACACCACCUGAACCAAAGAAAUCACAUGAACCAGACAAAACUGUCUAGCUAGAUCAAGCAGCGUACGUGAUCGAGGUGCAAAGAUGGUAAUGCUAGUUGCCUCCCUCUUUAUGUGUCUGCUGGUUCCAUCGCUGACUGCAGCCGCGCCCUCGUCGUCGCCGACGACGGCCGUCCGGUGGCGCGAGCUCCAUGGCAACAACUCGUGGAACGGCCUCCUGGACCCGCUCGACAUCGACCUCCGCAAGUCCGUCAUCGCCUACGGUGAGCUCGCGCAGGCCGCGCAGGAUGGCUUCAACCACGAGCGGCGCUCCCCCCACGCCGGCGCGUGCCUGUACGGGCGCUCCGAUCUGCUCGCCGGCGUGGGCGUCGCCGCCGCGGGCAGCUACGCCGUCACCAAGUUCUUCUACGCCACGUCGGCGGUGCCCGUGCCGGAGUCGGUGCUUCUCCUGCCGCUGCCGGAGCUCGGGGACGCCGCGUGGUGCAGGGAGUCCAACUGGAUCGGGUACGUCGCCGUGGCCACCGACGAGGGCGUGGCCGAGCUAGGGCGGCGCGACAUCGUCGUGGCGUGGCGCGGGACCGUGACGGACCUGGAGUGGGCCAACGACUUCUCCUUCACGCCAGUGUCCGCCGCGCCGGUGCUGGGCUCCUCCGCCGCUGCGAACCCGUUGGCGAUGGUGCAUCAGGGGUUCCUCUCCGUGUACACGUCCAGCAACGCCAACUCCAAGUAUAACAAGGCCAGCGCCAGAGAUCAGGUGUUUGAGGAGGUGAGGAGGCUGAUGCAGUUGUACAAGGACGAGGAGACCAGCAUCACCAUCACCGGCCACAGCCUCGGCGCGGCGCUCGCCGUCCUCAACGCCGUCGACAUCGCCGCCAACGGCCUGAACGCCGCCUCCUCCCAGCCGCCGUGCCCGGUGACGGCCGUCGUGUUCGCGUGCCCGCACGUCGGCGACCGUUCCUUCAAGGCGGCCUUCGACUCGUUCGAGCACCUGAGGGCGCUCCACGUGAAGAACGCCGGCGACGUCGUGCCGAUUGUCCCGCCGGUCGUGUACGUGGACGUGGGCGUGCUGCUGGCCAUCGACACGGGCCGGUCGCCGUACCUGAAGAAGCCGGGCACGGUGCAGACGCUCCACAACCUCGAGUGCUACCUGCACGGCGUCGCCGGCGAGCAGGGCCGCGCCGGAGGGUUCAAACUGGAGGUGGACCGCGACGUGGCGCUGGUGAACAAGGGCGUCGACGCGCUCGAGGACGAGUACCCGGUGCCGGCGAAUUGGUGGGUGCCGAAGAACAAGUGGAUGGUCAGGGGCGCUGACGGCCACUGGAAACUCGAGGAUUUCAAGGAAAUCUAGUUAACCUUGCUUGCUUCUCAUGCACCAUACCUGGAGCUCCCAAAUCCACAAGUUGGAGUAAUUUCAUCCAGUUUUCAUAAACAUGUUGAAAAACGAAGCGCAAUUUGCAUGUAAUUCAAGU
Molecule: messenger RNA, 1674 nt
Organism: Setaria italica (foxtail millet)
Lineage: Eukaryota; Viridiplantae; Streptophyta; Magnoliopsida; Poales; Poaceae
Product: phospholipase A1-II 7
Exons: 2
Coding region: 291-1553 (420 amino acids)
Biological process (GO): lipid metabolic process
Molecular function (GO): glycerophospholipid phospholipase A1 activity
Source: RefSeq, a predicted model, not a curated record